Messenger RNA from Ascochyta rabiei, 411 nucleotides. RefSeq lists its product as uncharacterized. The record is from RefSeq and is a predicted model, not a curated record. NCBI's taxonomy places the organism in Eukaryota, Fungi, Ascomycota, Dothideomycetes, Pleosporales, Didymellaceae. Bases 1 to 411 code for a protein of 136 amino acids. The transcript is spliced from 5 exons.
AUGAGCGGCGCGGGCGAGAAUCGCUGGCGGAGGCCAGGACAAAACAAUUCAAAGGACGGACGACAGCAACCUACUGCGUCGACAGUCAAUGCAUGGGGUAAUAAAGGCGCCCAGAACAACAAGCUUGCAGGCCCGGGACAGGCAGUGCCGUCUCCUGCCCACAAAGAAGAGCACGUCCCUGUGCGCGACUUCAAUGCGACCGAGGUCAAGGACUAUCUCAAGAAGAAGUACUGCGAGACCGUCGCCGACCAACCAGCGGUAUAUCACAAGGUUGAAGGCGACUCUGUGGCUAAGAGAAGCAGCGGCGUAUGGGGAGCUAGAGGCGCGGGCACAUCACACAAGAUGCCCAACGGGCAGAACUUCUUCGAUGUGCUGAAGAAGCAGCUCGCCAACCUCGAUCAGAACAAGUAA